This is a messenger RNA of Numida meleagris (helmeted guineafowl), 1647 nucleotides long. It is a transcript of the gene COQ5, whose product is annotated as coenzyme Q5, methyltransferase. Gene Ontology annotation, molecular function: methyltransferase activity. Gene Ontology annotation, biological process: ubiquinone biosynthetic process. The transcript has 7 exons. NCBI's taxonomy places the organism in Eukaryota, Metazoa, Chordata, Aves, Galliformes, Numididae. Bases 321 to 1121 code for a protein of 266 amino acids. The record is from RefSeq and is a predicted model, not a curated record.
CAUGCCCCGCGGCCGUUGCCAUAGCGACGCGUGUGUUGGCCGCCGAGGUGCGGGCUGGGCGCCGGGCGCCGGGCCUGGUGGGGGACCCCGGCCAUGGCGUGCGCGCGGGGCUCUGCUUGCGGGCGUGCUGCCUCUGCGGGGCCUUCCCCUUUUGUUUUUCCUCACGGCUGAACCGCCCGAAUGUGGUUGCGUGAGCGCAGCGUGAGAGGCUCUCCCGGUAACGGCUCCGGUAGGAACGCGGCCUUAAACACGAAGCACACCCCAACGUGACAAAGAGCUCGGUGCUUUUUUUGUAUCUCUGAGAGCGCCGACGUCUGCGGAUGGCUCGAGCGGCGUUUUACCAGGUCUUUGAAAACGUGGCUCAGAAAUACGAUGUAAUGAAUGACUCGAUGACCCUGGGGAUCCACCGGGUGUGGAAGGACAUCCUCGUGCACAAAAUGAAUCCUUCCCCAGGGACGCUCCUUGUGGAUGUUGCUGGCGGAACAGGUGACAUUGCCUUUCGAUUCAUUAAUUACGUUCGUUCCAUACGAGAACGCCAGCUCCAGCAGAAGCUUAGGCGCCAUCAGAAUUUGUCAUGGCAGGAAAUUUCUAAGAGUUACCAGGAAGAACAAAGUAAUCCACUAGGAGAUUCCCAAGUUGUAGUCUGUGACAUUAACAAAGAAAUGUUAAAAGUUGGGAAGCAGAGAGCGCAGCAUCUUGGCUACUCUGAAGGUUUGUCCUGGGUGCUUGGGAAUGCUGAAGAGUUGCCCUUCGAUGAUGAUAAGUUUGACGUUUACACAAUUGCCUUUGGAAUAAGAAACGUUACUCGUAUUGAUUUGGCACUUCAGGAGGCCUAUCGUGUGCUGAAGCCAGGAGGGAGAUUUCUCUGCCUUGAAUUUAGUCAUGUCAGCAACCCUCUUCUUUCCAGGCUCUAUGAUCUGUACAGUUUCCAGGUUAUCCCUGUUCUGGGUGAGGUUAUUGCUGGUGACUGGAAUUCUUACCAGUAUCUUGUGGAGAGCAUCCGGCGCUUCCCCCCCCAGGAGGAGCUGAAGGCAAUGAUAGAAGAUGCAGGGUUUUUAAAAGUGGAUUAUCAGAACUUAAACUCCGGCAUUGUUGCCAUUCACUCAGGUUUCAAACUGUGAGUCUGCUACGUAGUGAAACACAGCAAGUAUAAUUUUCCUGGAGGAUCUGAAAGCUCUGGAAUUUUAACUCUAUCAAGAUAAAAGAUGAAAGUUUUAAGAACUCGUGCAGCAGAUAUUUGCUCAGCAGUCAGAUCCAGAAGAACAUCAGUUGUUCUUUUCCCCUCAAGAGACCUGAGGGUGAAGUGAAUUCUGUGGCCAGUUUCUUACCCUUGAAUUUCCCUUCAAGUGCUUAAAGGACAUGGAUAAAAGUGAGCAGUGCUAAUGAGUGGAGCAGCUUCAGUUACACCUGCUGUGGACACAAACAGACUGACUAGUCUUCUAAUAAGAUUCCUCCCUUCUCUUACUGAGCUUCAAGGAGGCUACUGUAGCAAUGUGAAGAGUAACUUGGAUUUAUUAAAUCUGUAUUAAGCUCUGAUUGUCUUUCAGUCAUACGGACUUUAAUGGACUUUUCUGUGUUCUUUUGACUUCUUCUGAAUAGAAAUGGAAGGCUUAUGAAAUAAAACAGCUCUGCAUCAACUACUUUUCA